ACCAGGGGGAGCCAUAUCCUGUCCUUGCAGCCCUGUGACUCCCCUGUUUCAGCCGGGGAAGACCUGGUUUGGAAGAGCAGGAGCUAAACACGACUUGGAGUCUGUGUCAGGUCCUCCUCCACUGUGGUAGUGAAAUGAUCAGGAACUAAAGUGGGACUGACCGGCUGCUGCUCUGUGGGAUCAAGAGCUCAGACUGGUCCUGUAUGAGCUUGCAGCUGCCAGUGGUUAACCAGCCAUAAGGAGUUCAGCUGUUAUUCCCAGCCAGCCCUCAACAUCCUAGAACAAGCUGGGGCCUACACGGAACUGGCCUGAUCAGGGCCAGUCACUCCUUCUCUGACUGUUGCUGAUCCUCUUAGUUCAUUGUAUCAGCCUUAAGGUGCUGCACCUGGGGAUAGAUAGAGACAGAAGUUCUUGUCCCUUAUUAACUGAUUCAUGUGUGCCAGUUGUUGUCUCCAGGUUCCUUCCUCUGCCAGCCCCCAGUUUAGCACAUCUGCUUUGUGGUCUCAGCCAUCCCCAUUCCCCACAUGAAGCAACCAAGGUCAAACUGUUGACCAAGCAGGUUCCAGUCAGCUAGUUAUUCCUGCCUCUGUAAACUCUACACUGUUGUAUGCUUGGGCUUUGUGCACAGCCACAUGGAGGACAGGGUGAAAAAGGAUGCUGGGAAUUGUGUCAGGGCUUUAGAACUGGCAGCUCCCUCCUAACGGAGACGUUUAGGUGUAACACAAUCAGAUAGGAGCAUGGGCCAAGGGCUAAGAAUAGAAUUGAACUCAAGCUUAUGGUGGGAACACAAGAAUGCCAGCCAUGAAGUUAUCAGCCAGAACUAGAGAAGAGAGCUGGGCUGAGGGAGUGGAGCCCAGGGUUACCAAAGAAGGGCAGAGUCCAGAUGGGAUCAUAGCAGUUAAUAGGAGGCAACGUGUGUAGAAGAGGGCAAGGAUCAGGCCCCAGUGUACUGGGAACCAGAGCCAGGGAGUAAGUUCUGGGCUUGGAGGAAGCCCCACCUGGUCCUCAUGGCCUUCCUGGUGUCUGGGACCCUACAGGCGGCUGCCCAGUUGGCGGAUGCUUGGGACAGCUUGGGGAGAAAGGUAGUGAGAUGCUCUGCUUGGCCCAGCCCAUUCCCAGCAGCCAGCUGGACUCCAACCCAGCACAGCUCUGGUUUUCCUUCCCCAGGGAAAAUACAGUGUGCAGGGUUCAAGGGUAGCCUUGAUACUCAGCAGCUCCGGGGUGUCUGCAGCUGCAGUUGCUGCCCUGGAUGGUGUGUCCCAGGCUCUGGGCUUUGAAAACUCUGAGAAGAGGAAGGUCCCAGUCCAGAGCUUCCUUGAGGAGCUGCGUUUGUUCCUGGAGCAGCUGGAUGUCCACAGGGGUGUUGUGGGGUGUGCCCUUGUGGUCUUGAUGGCCCCCAGUGGGCAGUUAAGGCGUCCACAGCUGCUGGUUCAGGAGCUGAGUCGCUGUGGGGCCCUGCAGGGUUGCCCCAAAAUCUUCCUGUUGCUCUCUAGUGACCUCAAGGGUGAGUGGCUAGGCAGUGACCCUGGUUCUGGGAGGGAAAAGUGAAGGUGGAGGGUGAACAAGAGAGCUGGGACCUUCUGUCCUGCCUACAGCCUGUGGUGCUUCUCCACCAGCUGCCUGGGAGCCUGAAGCUUUCCUCACGGGUCUGGGGAAAAUCUGCAGCCAACAUCCUCACUGGUCACUGCUGCAGCUGCUGACAGAGGUGGGGGGACCCAGAGGAAGGGAAGGCGGGCCUAUGUCUCUGGCUCCCCAGAGUCAGUUACAGUUAAAUUUAUUAACACUCCGUUGUAUCUGUUCUGAAAACCUUUGUCAGCUCCACAUGAAUGUGGGCUGCAGGACAUGCCUUCAUACCUACACGAGACCACUCAGACUCCAAACUUCCUUUACAUCUCAUGCCUUUGCCCAAAGUAUCCCCUGAAUGUUAUGUGCCCUCCCUGUGGCCUGGCUAGUCUCACUGUCAUCCGUAGUUCCUUUCCUUGUGCUCCUGGUGUCUACAAUGAAACUUGAGCCACACCCUUUGAUAGUCACGCAGGCAGUGACUGCUGCCUUGUUCUUUUGAGAGGCCCUUGUGGCUGAGAUAGGCUCAGGUUUGGUCCUGAGGUCUGAACAUCUUAUCAGGUAGUUCAGUGGUGUCUGGGUGGGUGACCAAGAAGCGUAGAAGUGAGAACUGAGAGCCCCAGCUCUGCUCCAUGGCUCUCUCAGCCUAGUACCUCUCCAGGUAUGCCACCUUAGGAGUCCUCCUCCACAGACCUGUGCUCCUCCAGGAAGGGUCGGUCCUGCCUCUGUGUGUAUUAUCCCUAGGAUGAGAUAAUGAACUUGAGUAUGGGUUAGAGCCUAGGUCCUGCUUAAGUCCAUCCUGACCUCUGUGUUCCCCCAUUUCUCCCUGCCAUGUGACCUCCAAAGCCCGAGUAGCCCUGAGCUGGCUAAGUUUCCCCUGGAGCCAAGAUCCUGACCCUCUGCUUGGGUUGUGCCCCCACCGCCAACAGUGCAGCUCUCUGAGGUGUCUUUGGGCAAUGCCCUCCUAGUUCUUUUGCAGAGUAGCUGAAGAGUCUGCUGGGGAUACCUACUGCCCAUUCUUUAGGACCUCCUUGCGGGGGACCCUGUGUUUGAGAGAUGUGGAGCCCUGGAGGUCAGAGUUAGCCCCUGGACCAAAUACACAGUAUGACCUGUCUGGGACCAGGGCUGCCCUCCUACUGGCUGUGAUUCAAGACCGGCUUGGGACACAGCAAGAUGUGGCAGCAUUGGGGGAGCUGUGCCAGGCCAUGGGCUUCAAGGUCACCCUGAGGACAGACCCUACAGCUCAGGCAUUCUGGGAGGAGCUGGUUCAGUUCCGGGAAAGGCUGGACACUCACAAGGGUCCUGUGAGCUGUGCCCUGGUGGCCCUGAUGGCUCACGGAGGGCCACAGGGGCAGCUACUGGGGGCUGAUGGGCGAGAAGUACAGUCCGAGAUGCUGGUGCAGGAGCUGAGCUGCUGCCAGGCACUGCGUGGCCGCCCCAAGGUCUUCCUGCUCCAGGCCUGCCGCGGGGGGAACAGAGACCCUGGUGUGGGGUCAAGAGCUCUCCCGUGGUACAAGCGCUGGCUGCGAGCACCCCCAGCCAUCCCCACCCAGGCAGAUGUUCUCCAGGUCCAUGUGGAUGCCCCAGGCAUCCCUCCCUCCACUCCAGGGAGCUCUGGCCAAGCAGACAUCCUUACUGUCUAUGCAGCUGCUGAGGGCUGUGUGGCCUAUCGGGACGAAGAAAAGGGCUCAGACUUUGUUCAGACACUGGUGGAGGUCAUCAGAGCCAACCCUGGAGGAGAUCUCAUUGAGCUGCUGACUGAGGUGUGAGGGGUUGGGACAGGGACAGAGAAAGAAAGGCUGCAUUGGUGAUAGUGUUCCCAUUACCUCUCACCCCAGGGAAAAGAGAAGUCUCAGUCUCUCUCUCUCUCUCUCUCUCUCUCUCUCUCUCUCUCUCUCUCUCUGUCUCUCUCUCUACCCUUAUUAUUAGGGGGGAUUUUUGGCCCUCACAAUAUGAAAUGAUCAUAGUACCCUGAUCAAAACGUCUCAGCAGCAAUAUAUGUGGGGUGGGGAGUCUUUACCACAGAGUGAGGAGUCUUUCCCACUGGGUUGGGGACUUUUUUAGGUAAGAGCAAGGAAUCCAUGUUAAACCUCUGUGCAGUGUGAGGCUCAAAGAUGAUUAAGUAGCACUUGAAAUUUUAGGUUUUCAGAACAACAGACAAGAGCCUGGUGUUGUGGGGCAUGCCUAUAGCUAUAAGGUUGCGGCAGGAUCUCCGAGUUUGAGACCAGCCUGGGAUACACAGUAAUAUGGAUUCAGAAAGCAUCCUCUUUCCACAAAGUAAUCGCCAGGAAACAAGGAAGGACCGUAGUGGGUGUGCCAGACUGAGCCCCUCAGGUCCUAGCUGAGUGUCAGCCCCUCAGGUCAACAGGAGGGUAUGUGAGCUGGAUGUGCUGGGACCAGACAGUGAUGAGCUGCGCAAGGCCUGCUUGGAGAUCCGCAGCUCG
Cricetulus griseus (Chinese hamster) is the source of this 4004-nucleotide messenger RNA. NCBI's taxonomy places the organism in Eukaryota, Metazoa, Chordata, Mammalia, Rodentia, Cricetidae. The record is from RefSeq and is a predicted model, not a curated record.